Messenger RNA from Colletes gigas, 1789 nucleotides. It is a transcript of the gene Sec61alpha, whose product is annotated as protein transport protein Sec61 subunit alpha. Gene Ontology annotation, biological process: SRP-dependent cotranslational protein targeting to membrane, translocation; post-translational protein targeting to membrane, translocation. The coding region runs from base 147 to 1577 and encodes 476 amino acids. The transcript has 8 exons. The record is from RefSeq and is a predicted model, not a curated record. Gene Ontology annotation, cellular component: Sec61 translocon complex; membrane. Gene Ontology annotation, molecular function: signal sequence receptor activity; transmembrane protein transporter activity; ribosome binding. NCBI's taxonomy places the organism in Eukaryota, Metazoa, Arthropoda, Insecta, Hymenoptera, Colletidae.
AGCCACGACUCACUACGGUUUGCCAGUUAAGCUUACGCGGCCAGGUUUAAUCGUGUUCUUGCUCUAAUCGGAUGUCCUCGCGACUGUGUUGAUUCCGAACAUCUGUAAGAAGCGUCGCCUAGAAUAGUCGUCAUCUCGGAUUUAAAAUGGGGUUCAAAUUUUUGGAGGUGAUAAAGCCGUUUUGCAGUAUACUCCCGGAAAUAGAGAAGCCGCAGCGAAAAAUUCAAUUUCGAGAGAAAGUACUAUGGACUGCAAUUACAUUGUUUAUCUUCUUGGUAUGCUGUCAGAUUCCUUUGUUCGGUAUUAUGUCAUCGGACAGCGCGGAUCCAUUCUAUUGGAUUCGAGUUAUACUUGCAUCAAAUAGAGGUACCCUUAUGGAAUUAGGAAUUUCUCCUAUUGUUACGUCUGGUUUAAUUAUGCAGCUGUUGAGUGGUGCAAAAAUCAUUGAGGUUGGCGACACUCCAAAAGACAGAGCACUUUUUAACGGUGCACAGAAAUUGUUUGGUAUGGUUAUCACUGUUGGUCAAGCCAUUGUAUAUGUAAUGACUGGCAUGUAUGGUGAUCCAACAGAAAUUGGAGCAGGAGUUUGUUUAUUGAUCAUUAUUCAAUUGUUUGUUGCUGGAUUGAUUGUAUUGUUAUUGGACGAACUGCUCCAAAAAGGAUAUGGAUUAGGAAGUGGUAUCUCUCUUUUCAUUGCAACCAAUAUUUGCGAAACGAUAGUAUGGAAAGCAUUUUCUCCUACUACUGUUAACACUGGACGUGGCACGGAAUUCGAAGGUGCAGUAAUUGCAUUGUUCCAUUUGUUGGCUACGAGGCAAGACAAAGUUCGAGCUCUCCGCGAAGCAUUUUACAGGCAAAACCUUCCUAAUCUCAUGAACUUACUUGCCACAAUCUUAGUAUUUGCCAUCGUAAUUUACUUCCAGGGCUUCCGUGUUGAUUUGCCGAUCAAAUCCGCCCGAUACAGAGGCCAGUAUAGCAGCUAUCCCAUCAAACUGUUCUACACCAGCAACAUCCCGAUUAUUCUUCAAUCGGCUCUCGUGUCAAAUUUAUACGUCAUCUCACAAAUGUUGGCUGUUAAGUUUCAAGGAAAUAUCAUUGUUAAUCUAUUAGGAGUAUGGUCUGAUGUUGGCGGUGGAGGUCCAGCGCGAUCUUACCCUGUUGGAGGGUUGUGUUACUACUUGUCGCCACCAGAGUCUGUAGGACAUAUUCUUCAAGAUCCUAUUCAUGCCGUCCUUUACAUUCUCUUCAUGCUUGGAUCUUGUGCCUUUUUCUCGAAAACGUGGAUUGAAGUUUCUGGCAGUUCAGCUAAAGACAUUGCGAAGCAGUUAAAGGAACAACAGAUGGUGAUGAGAGGACACAGAGACAAUUCGAUGAUUCACGAAUUGAACAGAUACAUUCCGACUGCGGCGGCAUUCGGUGGAUUGUGUAUCGGUGCUCUGUCCGUACUAGCCGAUUUCCUCGGCGCGAUCGGUUCCGGUACUGGUAUCUUGCUGGCCGUCACGAUUAUAUAUCAGUACUUCGAGAUCUUCGUUAGGGAACAAAGUGAAAUGGGUGGCAUGACUACGCUACUCUUCUAAUUGUAAACUUAAUCUGCAUAGACUUUAAAAGUGAACUUUUUUUAAUUCCGAAGAACUGAAUAAUAAUUUAUUGUAAUGUAAGCCCAUACGACGCUGUCAAUGCCGUUGAUCAGUCAACAGACCGAAAUGGAAAGUCUUCAACAUGAAUCAAACCGCACAGCUCUAUUCUCUUUAUUCUCUUCAUUAAAUAAAAUUUCAUACAUACGUACGUA